Chiloscyllium plagiosum (whitespotted bambooshark) is the source of this 484-nucleotide messenger RNA. The record is from RefSeq and is a predicted model, not a curated record. NCBI's taxonomy places the organism in Eukaryota, Metazoa, Chordata, Chondrichthyes, Orectolobiformes, Hemiscylliidae.
CAUCAUCUGCUGGUGUGCAAUGAGUUCAAAUAGAAUUACUCCGUUGCGAUUCAAGGAUGGAGAUGUGACUUCAGUCUCAUCUGAUGUAUAUUCUCAGUUUGGAUCACAAAUGUCUUUGGAGAAUGUUAAAUAUGGAGACUCCAGGAACCAUUUUCCCAGGAGAUGCCUCUUAAUCACAUGUGUAAUCUUGCUCAUUCUUGGGGCAAUGGCAGCUGCUUUAGCCUGUGUGAUUAUAUUUGGAAUACCACCCAACCAGCUAACAACUCGAUUGUGUAAAACCACCUCAAACACAACUGGCUUUCUGUGCGAUGACCACAAAACCUGCAUCAUGUCCACACAGAUGUGCAAUGGCAAAGUAGACUGCAGCAAUGGAGAGGAUGAAUCAAACUUGUACUGUGCUUAUUUUGAGAAGCCGAUAUAUGUACAGUAUUGGUAUGGAGGAAGAUAUAAUUACAUAAUUUACUUCCAUUAUGCUCAAGCUUGA